Phaedon cochleariae (mustard beetle) is the source of this 1587-nucleotide messenger RNA. The record is from the annotation of a GenBank genome assembly. Lineage: Eukaryota; Metazoa; Arthropoda; Insecta; Coleoptera; Chrysomelidae.
GUGAUUAUUACAGAGAUCGCCAAGUCCUUAUUUUCAGAGAGGUGAAUGAUGAAGUUUCUAUAUAUUUUAUGCUCAUUAGCAUCAUGCUAUGCUGCAUUGAACAAUAAAAAGUUUCCAGCAGAUUUUAUGUUUGGAGCUGCAACUUCUUCAUAUCAGAUAGAAGGUGCAUGGAAUGAAGACGGAAAAGGAGAAAAUAUCUGGGAUUACCUCCUCCACACAAACAGAACCUACUCCCUCAAUGGUGAUAAUGGAGACACAACCUGCAAUUCCUACCACAACUACAAAGAAGAUGUAGCUUUAUUGAAAAACCUAAAUGUGACGCAUUACAGGUUUUCCAUUGCUUGGGCAAGACUUCUACCUAAUGGUCAUAUCAAUGAAAUCAAUGAAGCUGGUGUAGAAUAUUACAAAAACCUCAUCAGUGAACUCCGAGCCAAUAACAUCGAACCUUUCGUGACGAUUUACCAUUGGGACCUUCCCCAAGCCUUACAAGAUGAAGGUGGUUGGCCAAGUAGCAAUAUCAUCGACGUUUACGCCGACUACGCCAGACUAUGUUUCCGACUUUUUGGACUUGACGUCAAGUAUUGGAUGACGUUCAAUGAGCCGAAACAAACCUGCUGGCAGGGAUAUGGUGUAGGAACUAACGCUCCCGGAAUAAAAUCUCCUGGUAUCGGGGAAUAUUGGUGUGCUCAUAACGUCUUGAAGGCACACGCUAAGGCAUGGCAUAUUUAUGAUGAGGAAUUCAGACCCAGACAAAAAGGUCAAGUGGGGAUCGUGAUAGAUUCAAAUUGGUGGGAACCUGCCACGAACUCUUCAGAGGAUCAAGAGGCAUCCGAAACUAAGCUACAGUUCACAUUCGGAUUGUAUGCUAAUCCCAUAUUCAACGGAGACUAUCCAGAAGUGAUGAAAAGCCACAUUAAAAGACGCAGUCUGGCACAAGGUUUCCAGAAAUCUCGGCUGCCCGAAUUCACGCCCAAAGAAAUCGAGUACAUAAAAGGUACUGCAGACUUCUUAGGCGUCAACAUGUAUUCAGCUUCUCUUGUUGCGGCAAAGCAAAACCAGGACGUAGACGGUAUGGGAUUUGAUCAUGACGAUGAAGUCAAAGUAUGGUACAGCGAGAGCUGGAAAAAAGGCGCAUCUCCUUGGUUGGUAGUCACACCAUGGGGAAUGCAGAAGCUCUUGAGGUGGAUCAAAAACCAAUACAACAAUCCAAGAAUGAUAGUAACUGAAAACGGUUAUUCUGACUAUGACGGUACACUGAACGACGAUGACAGGAUAAGUUACAUCCAGGGAUAUCUCAGUGGUGUGAGGGAUGCCAUGGUUGAAGAUGGAGUGAAUGUAUUUGGUUAUACAGUAUGGAGUUUAUUGGACAAUCUUGAAUGGGUGUAUGGAUUCACGAACAAAUUUGGCCUAUACCAUGUUGAUUUCAACAGUCCUAACAGAACACGAACUGCAAAGAAAUCUGUUGGCUUCUAUCAAAACGUCAUAAGAACAAAAUGUCUAGUGGAUGAAUGUAUCGAGAUUUGAAAUAACUUACUUCAAUUCAAUCAAACUAUAUUGAUGGAAAAUUAUUAAAUGCAAUUUCUACUG